AUGAGGCUGUCGACGGCGGCGGCAGCCUUCAGCGCAUUAGGGUUGCUGACGCCCGGAGCUGUGUCUCAAACAGUAUCGUAUUCGGCAACGUCAGAGCUCACCUUUCUCACCGGAACAAGAACAGAACGACCAUCUUUUCAGACCGGUCCUCCUACUGGGCCUUAUCAGUCAUAUGGCUCCAAAAUCACGCUCACCGGGGCCAAUAGCUCGACGACCGCCGUGACCUCCUCGAGCGGAACCAUGACAACAGGUGCCAAUUUCACCACCACCACGUCUUCGGCACCUACAAACACACAGCCUUGUAACAACCACGUCGAGCUUUGCACACGAAGGUACAGCAACAUCACCAAUGUUGGAUGUCACAACUCGCCCUUCGUCCGGCCCGGAAACAGCGGUUCCAAUCAGGAGGUGGACGUCUUGACUCAGCUGGAUGACGGUGUUCGCUUUCUCCAAGCUCAGAUCCAGUGGCCUCCAAACUCGUCAACUCCUCAUUUUUGCCACACCUCUUGUGACUUGUUGGAUGCCGGUCCCAUCUACAACUGGCUGGGCCAAGUUGCCGAUUGGGUUGACGCCCACCCGUACGAUGUUGUGACCAUCUUGCUCGGCAAUGGCAACUAUUCAGAUCCCUCACUGUACGUCCCCUUUAUAGAGCGAUCCGGCAUCACAAAGUAUGUUUACAAUGCGCCGUUUCUUCCCAUGGCCCUCAACGACUGGCCCACCUUGGAGGACAUGAUCAUCCGGGGUAAACGAGUCGUCAUGUUCUUGGACUAUCAGGCCAACCAAACCAAGUAUCCUUGGCUGCUGGACCAGUUCUCCCAGAUGUGGGAGACGCCAUUCGACCCGCAGGAUCGCGCGUUUCCUUGCACUGUGCAGCGUCCGCCUGACUUGCCAAGGGAAGCGGCCAUGGACAGGAUGUAUCUUAUGAAUCACAACCUCAACGUCGAGUUUAACGUAUUUGGCGUCCAGCUACUUGUUCCGGCAGUGUCUCUGCUCAACGAAACAAACGGCUUCAAUGGUACUGGGAGUGUCGGGCUGGCGGCGAAUAACUGCCGUUCAGACUGGGGACGGGCACCAAACAUCCUCAACGUUGACUAUUACAACUAUGGCUCACCGAAGCCCUGUUCGGUAUUCGCGGCUGCCGCGGCGGUGAACAACGUCACUUACGAUUACAGCAAGCCUUGCGGUCAGCCUUCUGCGGCAUCACGCAUCAUUGUUCAAAGUCUCUGGAUAUCCGUUGCGGCGAUGGCAGUCGCUAGCCUUUGA
This is a messenger RNA of Metarhizium brunneum ARSEF 3297, 1263 nucleotides long. RefSeq lists its product as uncharacterized. Lineage: Eukaryota; Fungi; Ascomycota; Sordariomycetes; Hypocreales; Clavicipitaceae. The record is from RefSeq and is a predicted model, not a curated record. Gene Ontology annotation, molecular function: phosphoric diester hydrolase activity. Gene Ontology annotation, biological process: lipid metabolic process.